This is a messenger RNA of Humulus lupulus (European hop), 1071 nucleotides long. RefSeq names its product glutathione S-transferase DHAR3, chloroplastic. The transcript is spliced from 6 exons. Gene Ontology annotation, biological process: ascorbate glutathione cycle; protein glutathionylation; cellular oxidant detoxification. Bases 61 to 864 code for a protein of 267 amino acids. Gene Ontology annotation, molecular function: glutathione dehydrogenase (ascorbate) activity. Lineage: Eukaryota; Viridiplantae; Streptophyta; Magnoliopsida; Rosales; Cannabaceae. The record is from RefSeq and is a predicted model, not a curated record.
ACAUCUCUCUCUAUCACCCUCAAAAUAAAAUAAAAGAAAAAAAUUAACUGAAAGCCGAAGAUGUCAAGCGCAAGACUCCAACCAACAGCUUGUGCUAUGCUCUCCUCCACAAUCAAGCACCACUGCCUUCGACCUGUUCGAAACGGCGUCGUGUUCUCCACCACCAAUUACCACAGUCGAACCAACAGGCCCCUUUCUGUCUCAAUGUCCGCCUCUGCUCCUCCCACCCCUCUCGAAAUUUGCGUCAAAGCUUCCAUUACCGUCCCUAACAAGCUCGGCGACUGUCCCUUUUGCCAAAGGGUGUUGCUAACAUUGGAGGAAAAACAUCUUCCUUAUGAUUUAAAGUUGGUAGACUUGGCCAACAAGCCAGAAUGGUUUUUAAAGAUAAACGCAGGUGGUAAAGUUCCUGUAAUUAAGCUUGAGGAGAAGUGGGUUGCAGAUUCAGAUGUUAUCUCACAAUCAUUGGAAGAAAAGUACCCUCAGCCACCUUUGGGAACCCCACCUGAGAAAGCUUCAGUGGGUUCAAAGAUCUUCUCUACAUUUAUUGGCUUUCUUAAAAGCAAAGACCCCAAUGACGGAACUGAGCAGGCAUUACUUGAUGAACUAAGUUCUUUCAAUGAUUAUCUCAAAGAAAAUGGUCCUUUUAUCAAUGGGAAAGAUGUGUCUGCUGCUGACUUGGCCCUUUCACCCAAGCUGUAUCAUCUAGAAAUUGCUCUGGGACAUUAUAAAAAUUGGUCUGUUCCAGAUUCCCUUCCAUAUGUGAAUUCAUACAUGAAGAACAUGUUCUCAAAGGAUUCAUUUACUAAGACACGUGCACUGCCGGAGGAUGUUAUAGCGGGUUGGCGUCCAAAGGUCGUGGGUUAAAUUUGUCUAUAAUGUGUUUUAUAAAAUAUGAGAAAACAAAAGUAUAUUUAUUUGAAAUUAGGCAAUAAAACCGUGAUCCGUGCUAUUGUUUCAUUAUUUUUUUCAAAAAACAAAAUAUACAUUUAUUUAAUUAUUAUUGUUGUUAUUGUUGAUCUUUGGCUUUUUAGUAAAAAAAACAAUCAAUGUGGUGUGAGGAUUUAUUUCUUA